Messenger RNA from Diaporthe batatas, 2865 nucleotides. RefSeq lists its product as uncharacterized. The record is from RefSeq and is a predicted model, not a curated record. The transcript is spliced from 6 exons. NCBI's taxonomy places the organism in Eukaryota, Fungi, Ascomycota, Sordariomycetes, Diaporthales, Diaporthaceae. Bases 1 to 2865 code for a protein of 954 amino acids. Gene Ontology annotation, molecular function: phosphatidylinositol binding.
AUGUCCGCAGAUGCUGGCGCAAGCGGGAAAACAGCCCCCACCACGAUAAGCAGCACAGACGGCGGCCCCAAUGGCCAUGCGGCCGAAUCUGGCGAUGCCGUGUCGCUGCCCCUCAGGACCGACAGCGGCAAGUCCAGCCUGCCACCACCAGGGCAGACGCUCACCGGCAAGCAGGAGCAUUAUCUGAAGAGGGAGCUCAUUUCGGAGCAGGUGCGCUGGGAGAUCAGCGAGCUCAACUCGCCCACCGCCCUCCGGCGGUUCGGCGCGCCGUUCAAGUCAGACCUGGGCGAGGUCACCCCCUACGACUCCGAAUUACCGAUUCUUCGAUUCAUCUUUGUCCACCAUGUCCGCGAGUUCCCGUUCCUCGACAAGGCCAGGGAGAAGGAGUUCUGGCAGGAUAAGCUACAGGUCUUUCUCGAGUCCUUUGCCAGCAAGAACAUAUCCUCCUCGGAGGACCGUCUCGAAGAGACUAAGCGUCGCAAACUCGCCCUAAAGAGCCAGAAGCUCGUGGAGCUUAUGAUGGUCUCGGGCAUCCCCACCUCGUCUGGCUUCGAGGAGAGGAUUCGCUUCUCUGAGAUGGAGGUCGUGGACAGGGACGCCAUCGCCACCGGUGUCCUUCAUACGCAGCCCGAGGGCAACUACAUUAAUGGCUGGGACGUGAAUAUGGCCGGUGUGCGCGUGACGAAGGUCAGGGGGAACAUUAGGUCUCAUAAGCACGCUGAAUUCCUGCUGCGCGUCAAGAAGAAGGGAGAGAUGGAGUAUUUCGUUGGCCGCCGCUAUGGGGACUUCAGCCGCCUUCACAAAACCUUGCGUACCGAACUGCCGGGCAGGGUCUUGCCACCGUUGCCCAAGAAGAAUAAGUCCAGUUCCACCGCUACGGGCAUUUUCAGCUCGGGUGGCGGCGACUCGGAUGAUGAUUCUGUCUCAUCCGCAUCUACUCAAAAAACAGGUCUCGCCCCUAAGAACGGAGAAGAUGCCAGCAACAAGAGGCUGUCGGUGAGAGAUGCCCUGGGUCACAGGAGAAAAGGCUCAGCUGCCUCUUCCCUCAGGGGAUCACCUAGGCCCUCAGUGGAUGGCAGACCAGUGACGCCCCUCAGCCCGGGCAAGACAGAAAACGUGGUUUUGUUCCGAGAGAGCCAACGGAUAUCGCUGAGGUCUUUCCUACGCUCCCUUUUGCAGAAUCAGCAGAUUGCGCAGACCAAGGCUAUGCAGGAAUUCCUCACCCGGGAUCCCAUCAAGCUCAGCGACGAGGACGUGGAAGAUAUCAUGAAGCGCAAAGGCGUCGAUGCAAAACGUAUGGAAGAGCAAAAGCAAUUCUACGAGAUCGCAAGAAAGCGUGCAGCAGAACUGGACAUCUACAUGGAACAGUUCCGCCAAGAGAUCGUGGACGCCAACGGUCUUACGAAACUUUUCCAGGAGAUCAAGGAUAAAGAGACAAUCCAGGACCUCAGCGUUCAGUAUCAGAAAUUCGCCGAGUGGCUGCGGAUAGAAGUCGCAGCUACAAUUUAUCACUUGUUCUUGGCAGAAGACAAUUCUCCUGAAUUGUUCACACAGGCGAAGAGGAUACAUUCUCUCAUUCCCUACACAAUCAUCAAGAACAUCAUCCGGAUAGCAAACCCCGCGGCAGUAAUGUCAAGCAUUUUGGACGUGUUCCUCGCGCAACCAUUCGGAGCCAAGUCAUUGAUGCAGAGGAUUUUCUCCCUGGCGUUGCACGAUGGCAUCAAGAGCUUCCAAAAGUCCAUAGAUGCAGUCGCAGCAAAAAUCAGCGAUGAUGUGUUUGUCGAGAAGCUGAAGAAGUACACCGACCUCGACGAUCAUCUCAAGAUCGCAAUCCGGGAGGAGGCAGAAAGUGAGGACGUUGACCUGGUCGUUGCCGUGUUGAGAUCAGAUCUCAUCGAACCGGGUCUCACGGGCGAGCAGAUCCAGCGACUAUACAAUGCCUACGUCGCGUUCAACAGUGCGGUUGAGAACGUCGAUGAGGAGCUCAAGCAGGGCGCACAGCUGUUCUCGUACCUCAAGACGCUUAUGAAACUGUACACUAGGCAGCGAGACAAGGAGAUGAUGUUGCAUCUUAUCGAAGAGCCUGUUACGCUACAGCUGUUCCGGGAUCUGUUUCAAAUCUUCUACGAGCCUCUCGUCAGAGUGUACAAGUCAGCAAAUGUCUACGGUAGUGUGACGGACUUUGCGGUCUUUAUGGAUGACAUGAUACAGGUUGUCGAGAAGUGCCGCGAGCAAGACGCCUCGGCAGAUCCCAAUCAGACUGUGCAGGCUUUCAUCGACCUUUGCCAGAGGCACGAGCAUAAUUUUUACAAGUUCGUGCAUGAAGUACAUGUGCACGAUAAUGGCUUGUUCACGCAGUUGAUGGGGUGGAUCGAGGGCAUACUGGAAUUCCUUAGAAAGGGACCACACAACGGCGCUCUCGAUAUCAACGCUCUCUUCGAGGGAGCCGCCAGCAACAAGACUAUCGAAAAGGAAGUCGCCAUCAAGGAGAUCAACGCGCUGAUCGCGUGGCAGGAGGCGCGCAAGAAGUGGCACCAGGACAAGACGCGGCAGAAGAUGGCCGCCGACGGCAGCCACGGGCAGCUGGACAUCAUCCCUGGCGGCAUGAACUUCACCAGCGCCGACUUUGGGCUCGACCAGAUGGACCUGGAGGACAUGGGGUACGACGACGACGAUUCUGAGGACGAGGCCGAGGAGGAGGCGCAGGACGAGCUAGAUCCGAUCGAGGCGGAGCGAAGGAGGCGCGCCAAGAGGCAGGACCGGCUGCGGAGGACGGCCGGGGAGCCGGAGAAGCCGGCUGUGAGCGAGGUACAUAAACUCAAGGAGAACUUCCUUGUGAUGCUCAGGCAGGUUCUGGCGGAGUAG